ACGAGAAGCGCUCAGAAAGAGCUGCGGAGUGAAACCAUAUCAAGGAUUUCUGUAUUUUAAACAUAGAAUAUUUCAUUAUUUCAGAGAUAAGACAUACAGCGACGUUAGGAAGAGAAAACAGCGAGCCGGCGAGUUCAGCUCCGUGCAGGAAACCCAGAACACCCCACAGAGUUACCGGGAUGUGCGGCACUGAAAUGGGUCUGAGCCACGAAGGCAGCCUAAAUCAGCUUGGUGGGAGGUUUUUGAAUGGACGACCUCUGCCUUCACACACAAGGAGGAUGAUGAUCAAGCUGGCCUCAGAGGGUGUGCGUCCGUGCCACAUUUCCAGAAUUCUGAAGGUGUCCAGUGGCUGUGUCAGCAAGAUUCUGCGCUGGUACUGGCGUACUGGACAUGUGGGACCCAAAUCCACAGGAGGCAGCAGACCACGGCUCCUCACACCUCAGGUUAUCUCGACUAUAGCUCGGUACAAGCGCUACAGCCCAUCACUCUUCGCCUGGGAGAUCCGCGAAAAGCUCUCAGCAGAGCAUGUCUGCGGAGCAGACAAAGUUCCUAGUGUAUCUUCUAUUAAUCGCAUUCUAAAGAAGCUCCAGCAUAACCAGGACAAGGAAAGAAACACAUGUGAAGGGAAUAGAUCUGAUAAAACAGGAGAUGAGAGGCUGAAUUUCUACAAUUUUGGUGAAAUGGAUCAACAGCCAGCGGCCAGCAACCUGCAAAGCACUCAGCAGCGCAACAGGAAAAAUUUCAGCCCUGAACAAUGUAAAAUAUUAGAGAAAGAAUUUCUUUGUGGACAGUAUCCAGACUUGUUUGCUAGAGAAAAGCUUUCUACAGACACCAAUCUAUCUCAGGACACCAUAAAGGUGUGGUUCUCAAACAGACGAGCAAAGAUGAGACGGGAGAUGAAGGCAGGAGAGAUUGGCUGGCCUUCACAUGGUCUGGUGCCGCCUCAUUCUCUGGGAAGCGCGUCUGUUCCCCUCUCUCUGUCGACGAACUGGCUCUGUGAGAGAACAGCGCUGCCAGUGGCGAGUGAUUUGGACAACAGAAGUUCACUGGCUCCCUUUCCAGUGGCCCAGAAUCCUGACAGCAGCCCACUCUCACUGGCUCAUUGCAGCUCGAAUAUGAGAACAGGCUUCCCGUUGGAUCAUCGCUUGGAUCGGGCGAACAUGCUCCGCUCUCAGCAGAGAGAGGAAGAGAGCGCAUACGGCCCGGCUCAUUUCACUGAAUGGGUGGCUCAUCCUUCAUUCGCUGGGCAGUAUGUUUGACUGGGAGGAAUUCAUGAGCAGAGAUGACAGAUUUAUGGCUAAGUCUUUAAGAGUUAUAGAGACAUUUUGAGAUGUUUCUGUAACUCUUUCAGAAUACUGAAAGAUACUUUUUUUUUGUAACAGCAGGGGGCAGCAAAGCAAAAAAAAUAAAAUUACUUUGGUUUUUCAUA
Astyanax mexicanus (Mexican tetra) is the source of this 1429-nucleotide messenger RNA. It is a transcript of the gene pax4, whose product is annotated as paired box 4. Gene Ontology annotation, molecular function: DNA-binding transcription factor activity, RNA polymerase II-specific; RNA polymerase II cis-regulatory region sequence-specific DNA binding. Lineage: Eukaryota; Metazoa; Chordata; Actinopteri; Characiformes; Acestrorhamphidae. The transcript is spliced from 8 exons. Gene Ontology annotation, biological process: anatomical structure development; regulation of transcription by RNA polymerase II. The record is from RefSeq and is a predicted model, not a curated record. Bases 180 to 1259 code for a protein of 359 amino acids.